AUGAGCGCGACUGAACCGCCUCCCGCCGCCACCAAUGGCAAUGCCAAUGGCGCGCCAGACGAAGAGCAGCCUCUGCUCGGCCAGCGGAAGCCUCCAUCACCAUCUGUCCUCAGCAAAUUUCGCAGGACCAUGACGGCUGAAGUCUGCCGUGACUGGGCUGACCUGGUGCUUCUGCUCUGCUACGUUGUCACUGGCCUUCUCGACAGCUCCUCUACCAAAGUCUGGGGCGCAUUCGUCUCAAUGCAGACAGGAAAUACGGUCUAUGUAGGACUGGGAAUCGCAUCGAUUUUUGAUCCGCCGAUUUCCACUCGUCUCUGGAAGUCGGGCAUCUCGCUCCUCUCCUUCUGCAUCGGCUCUUUCUUCUUCGCGCGCUUCCAUCGCUACUUUUCGCCCAAGCGCCGCUGGGUUCUCUGCGCGUCCUUCGCAGCCCAGACGGUCCUCACAGCCUCCGCAGCCACCAUCGUCACGCUGUACCCGCCGUCGCCAAACUCCAACGAGGUGAGCUGGAACGUGCUCGUGCCUCUCGCCCUGGUGGCCUUCCAGAGCUGCGGCCAGGCGGUCGCAAGCAGGGCUCUCAAGUACAACGCCCUGACCAGCGUCGUGUUGACGAGCAUUUACUGUGACCUCUUCUCUGACAAGGACUUGUUUGCGUCAAACAAUGCGGAGCGCAACAGGCGUGCUGGCGCACCGACUCUGCUCCUGAUCGGCGCCGUCAUGGGAGGCGUGUUCUCUGGGACCUCCGUCGGGAUUAUGGGUGCCCUUUGGCUGGCGGCGUUCAUCAAGUCCUUGAUGGUGUUUGCGUGGUUUCUCUGGCCGGCGGACCCAGAACAUGACGAAUAA
This is a messenger RNA of Clonostachys rhizophaga, 840 nucleotides long. The record is from the annotation of a GenBank genome assembly. NCBI's taxonomy places the organism in Eukaryota, Fungi, Ascomycota, Sordariomycetes, Hypocreales, Bionectriaceae.